UAAGUUAAAAUGACGUAAAAAAACGCAGAGUGAACGCUCAUAUGAUACACUACGCUUAACAUGCGAUGUGUCAAAUUGACACACGUUCGCUAACAUGCUGUUUCAUACCAUUUGUUUAACGGCAUACUGAUUCACGUGUUUCAGUCGACCAUGGAUUACACUUUCGGCAACUUGACUCUGCGUGAUACACCUUCCCCAGAAACAUGCAUUCCAUUUCCUCGGAACAAUAGAACAAUCAUUACAGAUGUUUAUGCAGGGAUACCUGAGAACUUGUUACUUAAUGUAAUAGGAUUUCUGCUUUUAGUUAUUUUAUUUGGCCUAUUACGUAAGAAGGCGUGGAACUAUGGACGUCUUGCAUUAUUGCACAAGUCCGAUAACAGAUGGAUGGAGCUGUUCUAUGGUGUUAAUGAGAACAGAGACACUGAUCCUUUGUGCAUAGAGGCUUCUAUUGAUUCUCAAGUCUUUCAAUUGGAUAAAGGAUUUCUGUCAUGGAUUGUCACUGCUUUUAAGAUUACUGACAAUGAAUUGUUACAACGUGCCGGCCCUGAUGGGCUAUUAUAUAUUUUGUUUGAGCGUUGCUUAAUCAUAUUGACCAGUAUGAUGGUAAUCGUGUCACUAUGUAUAGCUUUACCGAUCAAUUUUCACGGAAAUAUGCAAGGAGAUAGUGCGACAUUUAGUCAUACAACAUUAUCAAAUCUGGAGCCUACUUCUUCUUGGAUUUGGGUACAUACAAUAUUAAUUUUAUCUUAUCUGCCAGUUGGUGGAUUUAUCAUGAGACGCUGUUUGAAACAGGUACGAGAUACCAGACCUACUGGUGAACUAGCAGCAAGAACAUUAUUAAUUACAGAUAUACCAAAACACCAAUGUACUAUUGAAAAUCUCACCGAGUAUUUCAAAGAAGCAUUUCCUACUUUGACAGUGGAAGAUAUUACUUUGGCUCAUGAUAUAAGACGUCUUUCAAAAUUGGAUGCUGAAAGAGAUUGUGUGGAGCAAGCGCGCUUAUAUUGCGAGAGUUAUGCUAAAAAAAGAGAACCUUUGAAGAUGUAUCCUCAUCCAUGCGGUCAAGUCCUUGGGCAUUGUUGCAAAAAACAAGUAGAUGCUCAAGAAUUCUACACCAAUGAAGAAAUACGGCUAACGGCGUUAGUUGAGGAAGAAAAAAAUGUGGCACUCAGUAAACCUCUUGGAGUAGCUUUUGUUACUUUAGGGACACCUGGUGCAGCCAAAACUAUGCGAAAACAGCUAAGAUCUUCACCGUCUAUAAAAUGGAUCGUAGAUUACGCACCAACACCGUCAGAUAUAUUUUGGGAAAAUUUGAGUAUUCCCAGACCAUGCUGGUACCUAAAUGCUGUAUUAAUAAAUUUCUCCUUGGGGCUUGUAUUAUUUUUCCUUACUACACCGGCUGUCAUAGUGACAGCUGUUAACAAAUUACCAAUAACUGGGGAAAUUAAGAACCUGAGUCCAGUACUUUCGUCCUUUUUACCUACCGUACUAUUAGUGAGUGUAUCUGCACUAAUGCCUGUACUAGUUGCAAGAAGUGAAUCGCUCGUUAGGCAUUGGACUAGAAGCAGUUUAAAUCGUGCUGUAAUGAGAAAAACGUUACUUCUCCUGCUGCUAAUGGUGCUUAUAUUACCUAGUUUAGGAUUAACUAGUGCCCAAGCGUUUUUAGAUUGGACAGUAAAUGCUCGGAACAACACAGCAAGAUGGGAAUGCGUAUUUUUGCCAGAUCAGGGUGCACUUUUUGUAAAUUACGUUAUAACAGCGGCCUUACUCGGAAGCGGAUUGGAAUUGGUCAGAUUUCCGGAACUUGCGUUGUACACCUUCAGACUGUGUAUAGCUCGUAGUAGGGCGGAAAGGAUACAUGUUAGGAAAGCGGUGUUGUGGGAAUUUCCACUGGGAGCCCAUUACGCGUGGCUACUAUUAGUCUUCACUAUGACGACCGUGUACAGCUUAGCGUGUCCUCUAAUUACUCCUUUUGGCUUGCUAUAUCUCGUAGUUAAACAUUUGGUGGACAGGCAUAAUUUAUGCUUUGCUUAUGGACCAAGCAUCGGUGGUGGUCAAUUGGCGGGAGCGGCGGUCGGUGCUGCAGGAGCUGCACCUGUUUUAGCGCAAGCUGCUCUUUUAGCCAUAGGCCUAGUAAGAAGAGGUCUAUCUCCAUUAGCUGCAGUGCAACUCAGUGGUCUUGCUGCGAGUAUUUUGGGUCUGGUAACUGGUGCUGCGUUACCGUUUUCAAAAUCUAAGGCACAAGCACCGAAGAGGGAUCUUUCGACAGGCCAAAAUUUCGUCGCACCAGUAUUGCGAAAGAAUCAGUCGUCUGUGGAGGAAACUAUAUCGACUGCUUCAGAUUCAAACUUACCAAGCCCAAGAAGCACAACUUCCACCUUACAAGAAAGCCCAAAGCUUUACCAAAACUAUGGCAGUGAGCAAAGAGUUUAAUAACUGCGUUUAUAAAUACUUUGAUAUUCGAAUAUAAAAUGUUUCUCAAAUUUGUUUAAAAAUUUGUUCUAAUGAUUAAUAUUAGGCAAUUGUGCAAUUUGUAGAAAUUAUAGCAAUAAUGUACAUUUUAAAUGUUUCUUACACGAAAUUAUUAUAUGUUUCGUAAAGCAAAUUAGUGCAAUUAAUUUAAGAUGAAAGUCGCAAAGAAUGCUAUUUCGAAUUACUCUAUACUUAAUACCCUCUAAUUAAUUAUAAAGAUCUUCACUUUCUUCACGCAAUAUGCUUGACAGUUUGUGAUAAGAGUAUGAGAAUUAUUAUAUUUAACGUAUUUCUUGAUACUUAUAAAAACUGUUAGAUAUUAAGAAAAUAUAAAGCCUUAUUAACAAUAUAUUUCACGUUACUUAAGGAAUCUCAUUUACAAAUGAGCAGAAUAGAUAGAUCUACUUUAUCGUUUCAAAUUUGUUGGCAUGAGAGGGUAAAACGUCUAUUAAGUACAUUUAUUACAUUUCAAUAUUAUAACUUUGUAUCAUAGUAGCGUUAACAUAUAAUAUUGCUAUGUAAUAAUAUUAGCUAAGCUAAGCUCACACUAUUGUACACAUUUUACAUGAAAAUAAUUCUUAAUUAACUAAGUAUGGGUUGAUAUUUUUUGUUUUCACUUAAAUACUGAUAUUGAUAUUUUUUACAAAUAUCUGCAAAAAAUAAUAUGUAUCUUUGUAAUAAUAUGUACAUAUCACAUUUAUUCUUCAAAUUGACAUAAAUAAUAAUUUGGUAAAUCGACUCUCUUUAAUCCUAGGAUGCAUAAAGAGAGAGAGAGAGCACUGAGAUCCUGUAAUAUAUAUUUAUUUCCACGUUUUUAUAUUUAUAUUUUUAAUUGAACUCAGAUGGUCUUCAGUAUAAUUUUAAACCAUCACCCUGUAAUAUCCGUAUUAUAUAAGUCGAAAUGAUUUUAUUUUUAUUUCAAUAUUUGCAGGUUUUUAUCAGAAAUAAUUGCUUCCUAGGGUUAAAUCAGAUCGCGUUACAAUUAUCGCAGCAUUUAAAAUGUGGAUGUAAGCAGGAUGUUUUACUUUGUUUCAUCACAAGAUGAGAAAAUGCACUAUGUAAUUUUAUGUAAUUUUUAUCCUGUUUAUACCUGGAAGUACUUUACGAUUACAUGUAUAUGUUUACAUAAUAAAAUUUUCGGCAUUAACAUA
This is a messenger RNA of Odontomachus brunneus, 3623 nucleotides long. It is a transcript of the gene Tmem63, whose product is annotated as CSC1-like protein 2. The transcript is spliced from 12 exons. Gene Ontology annotation, molecular function: calcium-activated cation channel activity. The record is from RefSeq and is a predicted model, not a curated record. The coding region runs from base 151 to 2433 and encodes 760 amino acids. Gene Ontology annotation, cellular component: plasma membrane. Lineage: Eukaryota; Metazoa; Arthropoda; Insecta; Hymenoptera; Formicidae.